Heterobilharzia americana is the source of this 2526-nucleotide messenger RNA. Lineage: Eukaryota; Metazoa; Platyhelminthes; Trematoda; Strigeidida; Schistosomatidae. The record is from the annotation of a GenBank genome assembly.
AUGCGAACAAGGAAUCGAGGCCAGAGAAGAUCCAUCGUAUCUUCGCUUGGAUUGGGUCCAAAACAAAGUAGAAACAAAAGUGUUACUAGCCUCAGGUUAACUCAGUCAAAGGGAAGUCACGCCACUACUCACUGCUUACAGAACCAGCUAAAGACCCGUUUGUCAUCUCAGGCUUCACGAACUCGAGUCGCAAAUAAUGUCGGAAGACCAAGGAUUCGUAAACGCGGUAGCCGCGGCCAGCAUGGAACCAGCCGUUCGGUUUAUUCGGCUCUCGUAGAUCCAAAGCACAGUAAUCUUGCUUGUGAUUCUUUAUCCCAAUCUGCUUAUUCUACACGAACAAGAAAUGCAGAUGAAGACUCACUUAUGACAAGUAAUGACUCAGCGUUAAAGACACGUGGAUGCAACACUAAGGGGGAUAAAUCUAAAUAUGAUGUAUCUUCGUCGGACAAGCCACUACGUAGGGGUGCAAGAAGAGGACGCCCAUCGUUCGUAAGAGGUCUUUCUCGUGCAUUAUUUUGUGACGGUGUUCAUUCAAUAAAUAAACCGUCGGAUUUUCUAGAUACCGAAGAUAGAGUUAGUGUUUUUAAACUUGAUUCUUCGGAAACUCUUACUGUGGAGUGUGUAGAUUUAAAAGACACUUCAAACCCUAUAAAAACUGAGGAGGCUGGUAAUCAAUUCCCUAUGGACUACUACAUUAAAAAAGAAGGCGAUAAUGUUACUAACUAUACUUCUCCAGUACCAGCAAAACGACGACGUGGCAGACCACUUAAAAGCUAUUCCGCAGCGGUUCCUAAGUUAAGUGCUCCCAUGAAAUCUGAAAGUAAAGAGGUUUUCUUUGGAGAAAUGCUUGGUUCAACUUCACGAGAUUCAUGCCAUGUUUAUUCAGAUCCCACUAAAAAGAGUGAUGUUCCAGGCUUUAACCUAGUUCGGGUUUCCUGUACCAGCUCACCAGUCUCACUUCAUUUUGGUGCUACAGAUGAUGUUCUGCAAGAAGUUUUGAAUGAAGUGAAUGUGUUGGGCUUUGUAAAGUUACCUGUUAAACGUCUUCGUAAAGGUCGUCAGAAGCCUCAAACCGCAUCUGGCGAAAUGGAUGAAAACCAACUCGUAAUGAACUUUGAUUCCACUUCUGUCGCUCAAAUUUUUGACGGUAUUUGCAGUGAAAGUAAGUUAAAUGAUGAACUUGCUACGAAAGACUUGUUUUUGGCAAUGAAUGGUCUUUUACGUCCAGGUGUUUGUGAAGUUUGGCGUAGGCGUCGAGAAGAUCGGAGUAAGCAGUUAAGUCGUAAUUUAAUGGGCCGUUUGCGUCCCAAUCCUCGUCCAAGACGAUACUCGGACAUGAUAUCUCAGAGCAACCACCACUGUCAUGUUGAUGGUCUUCUGUCGCUUGAUAGUAUUCACAAUAGCGAUAAAAUCUUACAUCAAUCAACACGUCCAAGUACGGUUUCUGCAGCUCGACUCACCGCUGCCAAAAAGCUUAUUCGAGCCAAAUCACAUGUUCAAGGCAGUGUUCAAAUUGCUCCUAUUAGAUCUCAUAAUUCAGGGUUUGUGGAUGAAUUGUGUCAGAGGUCAUCACAUUUGGAUCCGAGAAAAAGCCGGGCGGGACACCGUUCUUCAAAAAUAAGUAUUUCAAUGUCAUCUCAAAAUAGCCGUCAUCCAGACGUGAGUCAUCAUAUUGACUGGAAGUUUUGCUAUGUCUCGUCAAAUAAACAAAAUGAAGUCCCGUCGAUCAGCAAUAACAUUCAGCGUCGACGGCGUCAAACUAACUUCACUGCCAAAGGUAGGAUAGAAAGUAUUGAUGAUGUAUCAUCUACUAGGUCACCUGAUAGCAGCCCUCAUAGGCUUGAAGGGGAUAAUUCAAAAGAAUGUGACGAUUUUCGCACACAAGAACUAACGAAUUACUCGCAUCCCAAGUCAGAUAAUGCAAUUCACCUGCGAACUUGUAGUAACGAUGGUGUUGAUAUGCUAGGUGUCAAGUACGAUGCUUCAGUUAAGCUAAUGAAUGUUCGACGUCUUGAAAGACGACGCAAAAGAAGGCGUGCAAUCACAUUUCAACGAAAGCGUCCUAGUGAACGUUUCUUAACUUCGCGCAAGGAAGGAAAGCGUUAUUCAUGCAAAACAUAUUCGCGUGAUGAUUCCCCAGCGUCUUCAUCAACAUCGAACUCUGGUAUAGUAGAUGCCUAUGGCAGGUCUUUCCGUCAAGCAAGGUGGUAUCAUCGCCCUGCAAAAGAUAUACCUUCUGACCAAACGGAAUCAAGUUAUCGUUUUCACAACUGUCUAGAGUUUCGCCCACGGAAGUUAGAGCGUUCAUUAAGUUCGCCGCGUAUACGUGCUGGUUCCAAGUUAGGUAACCGUCGAGUAGGCUUAUCUGAAGCAAGUCAUGUACAUGGAUCACGCCAUCGUAUCCCCCGACGUCCGGAUAAAAUGUGCCAACUCACUCUCCUUGAUCGUCUGGUUCUUGGGUUGAAUUGCAGUGUUCACAAAAUGAUGACGAAAUCCAUAUUAAGCAGCUUCAUGCGGAAGAGUUGA